This is a messenger RNA of Schistosoma bovis, 764 nucleotides long. The record is from the annotation of a GenBank genome assembly. NCBI's taxonomy places the organism in Eukaryota, Metazoa, Platyhelminthes, Trematoda, Strigeidida, Schistosomatidae.
UGAAAAGUGAAAUUGGACAAUUGUUUUUACACAUAAGUUUACAAGGACAAGUUGAGGAGUAACAGCUUUGGCGUCUAAUCAAUCUUGAGUGAGUCAGGGAGUUAGAUCCUUCACCAGAUCAUCAAAUUUACAAUAAGCUAAAAGUCGGUGACCGUUCAAGCACUUCAGAAGCAUCACACUAGUCGAAAACAAUGUCUUCUUUCUUGGGAAAAUGGAAACUUAGCGAGUCACACAACUUCGAUGCUGUCAUGUCAAAGCUAGGUGUCUCAUGGGCAACUCGACAGAUUGGGAACACAGUGACACCGACUGUAACCUUCACAAUGGAUGGGGAUAAAAUGACCAUGUUAACAGAGUCAACUUUCAAAAAUCUUUCUUGUACGUUCAAGUUCGGCGAGGAAUUCGAAGAAAAAACAAGUGAUGGCAGAAACGUCAAGUCAGUUGUUGAAAAAAAUUCCGAGUCGAAGUUAACGCAAACUCAAGUAGAUCCCAAAAACACAACUGUAAUCGUUCGUGAAGUAGAUGGUGAUACUAUGAAAACGACUGUUACUGUUGGUGACGUUACUGCCAUUCGCAAUUAUAAACGACUACCCUAACGCCUUCAAAUGAACACUGAUAUUUGCUUGGGGUGUUUUUUGUAACUGCUUGUAUUUCUACUAUUUUUGUUACAUUGAUGAUAAUCACCGGUGGAUAAAUUUUGCUACGCAUGUAUCAUCCUAUAUUAAUCAAUCAUUCCCGCAUUUCAAUAAACACUGCUUAUUGUUGUA